This is a messenger RNA of Mesorhabditis belari, 1935 nucleotides long. NCBI's taxonomy places the organism in Eukaryota, Metazoa, Nematoda, Chromadorea, Rhabditida, Rhabditidae. The record is from the annotation of a GenBank genome assembly.
AUGGUUAAACCAUUCGUAAUGCAGCGGGGGAAAAGCGCCGGCGCGAGAUCAACAUCGACAAGUCUUGCCUCGAGAGGAACCUCGCUGAUAACCGUUGAUGAGAAAACGAAAGAAAAGAUCUGGGACUCGAUCAAAAUGGUCGUUGUCGCCAUUCCUCCACUCGCGGCUGUCAUCUAUUUGUCGGUGAUGAUGAUAAAUCAAGUGAGUCAAGCUCUGAGCACGACGAAUAACUUGACGGAAUACAUGUCUCAAGCGAUUCUCCUCAAUCAAUUGGUGAUCGCUCUCCAAUUGGAACGAGGAAUGACUUGUGUCUAUCUCACAAGGUUGGAGAUCGGAUUUGAGGACAGUACAACCCAAAAUUCUGUUAUGGCUCAAGUACAAUCGUAUCGAAAUCAAACAGAUGGAGUGAUUGAUCAAAUGCAGAGUAUAUGGACGCGAUUGAUUCAAGACAGUGGCAAUUUGCACAACGCAUCGACCUUUCAAACUGUUCUGGAAAAUCACCGGGACAGUGUCGGGGCUACGAUAACGACAGUGCAGCAGAAUAUCGACUUCUAUACUCCGUUCAUUCAAAUCCUCAUUUAUAACACUGGUCGAGUGUUCUAUGAUAGUAAUGAAGGGCAGUUCUGGGGUGCUUUCGAUGCGUUGAGAAUGCUGCAAAAUGCUCGAGAGAUGAUGGGUCUAAAAAGAGCGCUUGGUGGCUCGUUCUUUGCUCAAGGGUAUUUGGCCCCGAAUAUCUACACAUUUUUCAUUGAAAGUAGUGGAGCUGGGGAUCGAUAUUUGCAAGUGGCAAAACAAAGUGAUCCAGAUGUGUCCAACUUUUUGGAUCAAGCGAUGAACAAUGCGUCGGCGUUGACGAAUAUUAUCAAUGAAAUGACUGAACAGAUUAUUAGCAACGAAACUUCAAACAGCACUGAAGCAAAGUCUUCAAUGGCCGUUUAUUGGUUCAACAAUUUGACGAUUUUCUCGAAUCUGAUUAUCAGCUCAACAAAUGAUUUGAUCAACGCAAAGUUAACAAAAAUUUUGGCUGGAGACAAGAGCAGCUCGUAUACGCUUCUCUACACAGCCAUUGCUACUGUCACCGCUUCGCUGGUCAUUUGCACACCUGUAGUCGCCUAUUUGACAAUACAGACACAAAGAAUGAAUCGAAAAAUCAAAGAGAAAAUGGAUGAACUUAACGCCGAAAAGAUGCGAAGUGAACGACUUCUCUUCUCAAUGUUACCAAAAUCAGUGGCAAAAGCUUUAAAAUUAGGACAAGUCAUUUUACCAAAAACCUACAAUGAGGCUACUGUUUAUUUCUCUGAUAUCAAAGGAUUUACAACGAUUUGUAGUACAUCAACACCUUUAGAGGUGGUCACAUUGUUGAAUGAACUCUAUACAACGAUGGACAACGUUCUGGAUAAUUAUAAUUGCUAUAAAGUGGAGACAAUAGGUGACGCUUACAUGGUUGUUUCCGGGAUUCCCAAAGCAAAUGGAUACGAUCACUCGAAUGAGAUUUGCACAAUGGCUUUGCAUAUGUUGAAGGAAGUUUCUAUGAUGGUAGUUCCGCAUCGACCGAGUGAAAAGCUGAAAAUGAGAAUCGGGAUCAAUUCGGGAAUGGCAGCGGCGGGGAUCGUUGGUCUCAAAAUGCCGAGAUAUUGUCUGUUUGGAGACACUGUUAACACAGCAUCAAGAAUGGAAUCAACGGGAUUGGCAAUGAGGAUUCAAAUCAGCCCAAAUACAGCCAAUCACUUACAACAACAUUUUAAAGGGCAAUUUAAUAUUCAAGAAAGAGGUGCGCUGGAGAUAAAGGGAAAAGGAGAAAUGCACACUUUCUGGUUGGUGAAACGAAAGGGUUUCCCCUAUGCGGUUGAUCUGAGCGAUGCUGAUCCCUAUUUCGCAACUAAUCAUACUGCACAAAUUGUCGAGAUUGAAAACGCUCAAGAAAAUGUUUUAUAU